This is a messenger RNA of Linum tenue, 1622 nucleotides long. The record is from the annotation of a GenBank genome assembly. Lineage: Eukaryota; Viridiplantae; Streptophyta; Magnoliopsida; Malpighiales; Linaceae.
GAGAGAGAGAGAGCAGAGUAGGCCAGCUCUCAUGGAAAGCUUUUUAAUCAACCAAUCUCAUUCCAAUUCAGUUUUAAAAAAAGGAAAAAAAUUCUCCCGAGAAAGGCAGGGAGACGAAGCUUCUCUGGUUUCCGAUCUCUGUAGAGAUCCCCGGCGGGUAUGGCGAUUCUGUACGCGCUCGUGGCGAGGGGAUCGGUGGUCCUGGCGGAGUUCAGCGCGACGGCGACCAACGCCAGCGCCAUAGCCAAACAGAUUCUCGGCAAGAUUCCUGGAACUGACGAUAGCCACGUCUCGUAUUCUCAAGAUCGCUAUAUCUUCCACGUCAAGCGCACCGAUGGCCUCACCGUUCUCUGUAUGGCCGACGAGGCCGCGGGGAGGAAGAAUUCCGUUCGCGUUUCUGGAUGACAUUCAUCUGAGAUUUGUGAGAACUUACGGCCGCGGUGUUCACUCAGCUCAAGCUUACGGUAUGAAUGACGAAUUCUCCAGGGUUCUGAGCCAGCAAAUGGAGUACUACUCCAACGAUCCCAAUGCAGAUAGGAUGAACAGACUGAAAGGUGAAAUGAAUCAGGUAGUGCGAAAUGUGAUGAUCGAGAACAUCGAUAAGGUGCUAGAGAGAGGCGAUCGCUUGGAGUUGCUGGUAGAUAAAACAGCCAAUAUGCAGGGGAAUACCUUCCGCUUCAGAAAGCAAGCUCGCCGAUUCAGAAACACGACAUGGUGGAGAAAUGUGAAGCUCAUGAUUGCUCUAAUAAUCCUUCUCCUAGUGGUUGUAUAUGUCGUACUGGCUUUCGUCUGCCAUGGACUUACAUUACCAACUUGCUUGUAGAGAGGGCAAGUGUUGAUUGCGACAUUUUGAUUGGUUCAUCGUUUUUCUUAGUGUCAGUUGCUUGCUGCAAGUUAUAUUCAUAACUCCUUUGGCUUUUAAGUUUGCGGUUAGAUCUCGGGUUGCAGCAAUGCGAAGCACUUGAUCGGUAGCUCGCUCGGUCUCUUUUGCUUACACUGGCUCUGGUUCUGGUUUUGUAUGAGAAACGUUGCUUGUUCAACCUUGUAAUCAUCAUCAAGGAGUGAACUUAAAUGGGUGAUGUAAAAAUCUGUCCUGUAUUUGGUUUAGUGGUACUUUCUUUCCAAUCAAUGGGUGAGAACUUAAGUGGUUUUGGUUUGUAGGUUCAGUCAGUAUAACCUGGGGAGAUCCAGGACAUCCCCCUUGUGUGCAUUUUGUCUAUGCCCGGAACGUCCAGAGGUAAAUUUCAACAGAUUCGCUUCCUAAACCCACAACUGAGUAGCCCAGGCUGUCCAUGGUGAUUCAAGCCAAUGAGAGAAGUUUGGAUUCGUCAAACUUCAUUCGACAGAAGUAGUUGUACACAGCCUGAGCAUCGUGCCUUCUUCAAACCCAAAGUGUUUUGAACUAGUGGUGAUCAAUGUGGUCAUCGACAAUAGAACGAUGAUGAUCCCUUCACCCACCUUCCACCGCUCGAUACACCUUGACAGUGUGCACCUCCGUCACGGGGAUCUGGUAAUGGUUGUGCCUUCUUGUAUGCAAAGAAUCAUACUUCGUGUGCGAUUUGUGGAACCGGUUGUUCUCAGAGUCAAUGGAUGGUUGUGUUGCAGCUCAAUUUCAAAUACCC